GACACACAGCAGAAGUCAUGAGAUGUUUCGAGUCCAAGUAGCGAACAGUCGCUUUAUUUUCUGUUUUCAGUCAUGUUUUUGCACGAAAUUGGAACGUUUUUGUUUUUCUUCGUAAUACAUUUUGGUCCUGUGGUUUGUGGAGCGGGACUUUCAGAUUCGGCGGUGAAGGCGGACUCCGGGGUUUUGUCUUUCCCUGGUGACGUGGAGAUCAGUCAGUACUGCAGCGACCUGCUCCGCAUUUUUGGACAGAGAUAUGCGGCUCAUGUCAACUGCUGCGUGUCCUCAGCUCGACCUGUCAAAGUCUGUCAGAACUGCUUUUCCACCUACGGCAGCCUGGUGGAGAUCUACACCAACAUCUCUACAAACCAAAUGGGUUCUGGUAAUGUCAGCUGCAGAGACACCCUCCUGCGCAGUGAUCGGCUGAUGCUGGUUCAUCUACUGUUCACCAACAUGCAGCAUAUAUGGUCCCUGUCAAACUGUGACAGCUGCAUCACUGCAGGAUUCCACAACCUAACCAAUGACACGGUGUACUUUAUUGCUACUCUCAACCAAACGCUCUCUUGCUUUGAGGUCUAUCAGGGUAACCAUUCGGAGCUGUGCACGCAGUGUAAGACGACGUACACGGGCCUCAAUGAGCUGUAUGGCAGAAUGGCGAAAAAUAAAAAGCUCUGCAUUGAUCUGGAGGAUUCGAUGAAUAUGACCCGCAAACUGUGGAGUAAGAACUUCAAUUGUUCCUUCUCUCGUGAGGAGACUGUUCCUGUCAUCGCCGUGUCCAGCUUCAUGCUCUUUCUGCCCAUCAUCUUCUACUUGAGCAGCUUCCUUCACUCUGAACAAAAGAAACGCAAGCUCAUACACCCCAAGCGAGUGAAGUCGUACAACAGUCUGGUGAACAUUCAGGACAAACUGGGCUGAAGAGAAGAUGAAGACAAGGUGAUGACUGAAAUGAAGGACAACACACAGCCAGUAUCAUCUCCACAUUUCCCCUCUUUUAUUAAAAAAUGACAACCUGGGAGAAACUUUGACGCCUCACUAGCUUGCGCUGUAGUUUGGAGAGAUGUCUACUGAUACAGGCAACUUUCUUGAGACCAUUUGGAAGAUGUCAGAGAACUAAAAACCUCUUGUUGUUGAAACUAUUAUUUUGGAACUCAACAUUUAUGUUUACAUACACUGAUCAUAGGUAUGAAUGUCAGUAUUGGGCUGUCAGUAAUGACUUCUUCAAACAAGAAUUUAGUGCAGAGGUUUUAAUUUAUUUUGAGUUUUCUGACAUCAUCUCCUGGCAUGUCUUGGACCUGAAGGCACAUCCUGAGUUAGAUAGUUGAAAUUUUGACACAGUUGGGUGUAACAACGUGAAAAUUACCCCAAACAUCAAAAUUGGUUUGGGAAUGGGUAAAACUUUUGGAAAGGCUUUCCCAAACUCCUGACCCCAGCCCUAUUAAAAAAAAAAAAAAAAAAUCUGUCCUUAAAAUUCAUAUCCAUGCCUGGAAGCCAACAAAUUUAUUUCAACUCUACUAAUCCUGUUAAGGAGAGGUCAAAUGUCCAACCAGAAUACUGCCAGAAGCCUGUUUUAGGUUUCUGCAAUCAUACUAAAUGCAUUCAACUUAAUAUUAGUUGUGCUGUAUGUAUUUUUUGAUCUUAUGCUGAUUUUAGAAAGCCCAAAAUAAAUGAGAACUUGUGCACCAAAUUAAUGCUCAUAUUUCCAAUUUUCAAGUUGUAUAUUGUAGAAUCAUUUUGCCUCCAGAAUUAGAACAUUUCGAUGAUCACUGUACAUUAUCAAGACAACUUUUAAAAGAUGCAGUCAGUACUGUUUAUACGUUAUUUAAAAAUAUAGUAACUGUAAUUAAAUAUUUUUUAUAGGUUUCAACGAAACAUACAGAAAAUAUGUUAACAUUUCCAUAUUGAUUGCAUCUGCCUGUUAUUUCUAUAAUUAAAGAUUAGAAUUAUUUUGUUAAACUUGCCAUACUUAAAAAAAAAAAAAAAAACUAAACAUAUUGAUCAUAUUGACCAUAUUUACGAUUUAA
Molecule: messenger RNA, 2018 nt
Organism: Thalassophryne amazonica
Lineage: Eukaryota; Metazoa; Chordata; Actinopteri; Batrachoidiformes; Batrachoididae
Gene: ostm1
Product: osteoclastogenesis associated transmembrane protein 1
Exons: 7
Coding region: 73-912 (279 amino acids)
Cellular component (GO): cytosol
Source: RefSeq, a predicted model, not a curated record